AUGAGGAACCAAUCAGUUGAGGAGUUUUUUCUUCUUGGCUUUGAUGUCCACAGUCAGCUAAAAUGUCCUAUUUUUCUGCUCUUCCUUAUGAUAUAUAUAAUAACAUUAACUGGGAACAUUGUCAUUAUUGUGCUGGUCUACAUCCAUGUACAUUUGCAUUGCCCUAUGUUCAUUUUCUUAGGCAAUCUCUCCUUUUCUGACAUUAUUUUUACUACCAAUAUUGUCCCUAAAAUGCUCUCUAUAAUAUUAGGUGAGGGAGGAACCAUAUCAUUUCAUGGCUGCCUCUCCCAGUUCUACUUUUAUGCAUUUGUAGGGAGUACUGAAUGUUUUCUUCUUACAGUGAUGUCCUAUGACAGAUAUUUAGCUAUUUGUCACCCCUUACAUUAUAACUUUAUCAUGGACAUUAAACUACAGAAAUGUCUGCUUGUCCUGUCGUGGCUUCCAGUUUCCAUAGUGACUUCAAUGCGUAUUAUUCUUAUACGUCAGCUCAACUUUUGUGGCCCCAAUGUAAUAGAUCAUUUCUUCUGUGAUCUUGAUCCAAUCUUGGAGCUUUCUUGCUCGGACACCUCCAUCAUUAAAACUGAAGUAUUUGCUGCAUCAGCGCAUGUUUUAAUUCUACCGUUCUUGUUUAUCAUUACAACGUAUGUUCGUAUCAUACAUGCCAUUCUCCGAAUUCCAUCCAUCCAUGGAAGACAGAAAACAUUCUCCACUUGCAGUUCACACCUGAUUGUUGUGUGCACUUAUUUCCUGACUCUCAUUACAGUCUAUGGCAUUCCAUCUAAAACACAUUCCUCAGCAGCUACUAAAGUACGAUCCCUAUUGUACAUCGUACUGACCCCAAUGUUCAACCCCAUUGUCUAUAGUCUGAGGAACAAGGAGAUCAGAUAUGCUUUUCAAAAGCUAAAGACAAGCAUAAAAUUGCUAAGAUUCAUGUAA
Xenopus laevis (African clawed frog) is the source of this 936-nucleotide messenger RNA. Its product is annotated as olfactory receptor 1468. Lineage: Eukaryota; Metazoa; Chordata; Amphibia; Anura; Pipidae. Bases 1 to 936 code for a protein of 311 amino acids. The transcript has a single exon. The record is from RefSeq and is a predicted model, not a curated record.